CAGACGCAGUAAACAACGAUACAAUGUUUAGUAUGUGAACUUAAAUGACGCGAAUAACGUAAUUCAUACACUUUCAAAGAGGAUGUUAUUUCAACGUACUCUUUUGUAGUGAAACCGGAAAAACAUGGAUAACAUAGAAUUGCUAUUCUUUGACACAUUUUCACACGAUAUUUCAGAAGAGCUUAAUUUAGAUUUGGUACAGUUUCCCAAACCUGUGUAUAUUAGUGAAGUUAGAAUUAUUCCUUUGGGUGCUCGAGUACAAGCAGAUUUUCCUGGUGGUGUUCGUUUAGGGGCAACAAAUCCAUCUCAAUUUGAAAUAGAAUUUUUUGUAAAUGACUUGAGUAAACCUGGAGCUUCUACUUUUGAAUCUCUGGGAGAAUUAGAGUAUAAACAAAAUAUUCAUAUUCAGUUAGAAUGUGAAAGGAAACAGAUACCUACAGAUGGGUUGGUAUUAAGAGGAUGGUACACUACCAUCACUUUAGCUGUAUAUGGAACAUUGACAAAAUCUUUGAAUAAUCCACAAGAAGUGAUUAGCUCAGCCGCUGGCUCUGCUGCUUGUGCAAGUGGAUUAGAGGAAGUUGUGGAAAGUACUGCUCAAAUUUCAGAGCAGCAAUCAGAUUGGUAUUAUGAAAACCAGGCACAGACAAAUUCAAGUGAAACAUGUGUAGCAGCAACUCCACCACCUCCUAUACAGCCAAUACAAACAGUAGAAUCAUCCAGAAAUUCAACAUCAGAUACUGGAAAGACAGAUGCGGGACAUUGGGAAGAAGACGGUGCAAAUGGUACUCUAAAAUCUACAAAACGUCCUUCUUCGCCACCCUCUGAAUCUCUAGUAUCUUUAAGUCCUGAAUCCAUAUCGGCAGAGGAAGAAGAAGGAGAGCAAGAUGCAGGUGAACAAGAACCAGGAGAACCGUUUGAACCUAUAUUAUCCGAUGAGGACAUAAUGGCAGAUGAUAUACCACCUUCUACAGAAUACGAAUGUGAAAAUGUUCAGUUAGAUGAUAUCUAUUCUUUGAUUACACCUGAUCUACUGGAGUUAGAAAAGUCAAUGAACAACAUUGAAGAAUACUCUGUUAACAAUGAAAUGUUGGAUAAGAUACACGAAAUAUUUCAGUCAUUAGCAAAAUCAGUGUUACAUUUUAAUAAUGCAUCAGGACAAGAAAAAGAGACGUUUGUCCACAAUUGUGAAUCAUUAUGUGCAAUACUUAGUCCUUUUCAUUUGAACAGCACAGACUUCAACGACUUGACAAACAUUGUAAAUGCAGGGUUGGAUAUGGAUCUUGCUCGUGCUCAGCCUCAACCAGCAUAUAAAGUUCGUCAUGUGAAAGUUGGUGUACGAUUAGCAGAAGCAUUAUGUAAGCUUCCUGAAGGUCCUGAAAUACUCUUGAAAGUAGAUGCUCCUUAUAAAUUAUUAGCAUUGUGCAUGCGCGAAAAUGUGGCCCUUCCUGUUAAACUUUCUGCUCUUCGUACACUGGAUGCUGCAUUAAUAAGUCCUGUAAUUGUUCAAGAGUUUCUUAACUUAAAAAGUAAUUUAUAUAAGAAUGCUUUGAUGAUGUUGGACACAGCUAAACUAGCCAGAUUGAAAUACGCGCUAAGUUCAUUGCUACGAAAAGUACACACAUUUGAAUUUCUUGAGGAAAUGAAAGAACUCAAUGAACUGGCUGUGAUUGAAUUGACAAAUACAUACAUAUGCGCGCCUACGUUAAUGGCUCAACCAAAGCGUCAGCUUCCAGCUGGAGCUCAAAUGGAAUUUGAGCGUGAGCAAAAUCGAAAUCCUCGUUGCCAUAUGAUAGCGUACUUUGAGUACCAUAAACUCUUAUUUCAUAUUCUUGUUGCACUUACUUCACCGAAAUCGGAUUUGAAUUUAAUUAAAGCCAUUCGACGUUUCCUACUACGCAUAUCUGACACAAAAGAAGGUUUAUUUUAUUUACUAAAAGAACCAGAAGUUACGAAAUUAAUAUUGAAGGCUUUGAAGUGUGAGCUGCCUGGCAUAGGAUCCAUUUUAGCUUGGCGACUUCAAGUUGUCCAGUGUUUGAUACGUUUAAAACAUGAACCUUCUGAUUGGUUGUCCUUGAAAAAGCUUCAUUCAUUUCUAAUAUUUCCUGAAGGUUUGCAAGCUAUAAUAACAGUUCUUCCAACAGGGGAGUUUAUUGACAUUUUAAUUCCAUAUCUUUCUGAUCCAGAUUUGUGUGAAUUUUCUGCGGAGAUUAUAUCGGCAACCAUUAGGUAUUCUGACAGAGUAGAGGUAUUCCAAAAUCGUGCCGCAAUUAUUUUGGAAAAGUCGCGAACUCAGGCUGUUUUGAAGGAUGUUACUUCAUAUCUAACUACGGCUGCACAAUCGUCUCAUUGGAAUUAUGGAGAUGUCUCUUCGCUUGUUGCGUGUAUUAAGAAAAAUGCAGACAAGACAGCAUCUCUUCCAGGACAAUUAAUUACAGCAUGUAGAAUUUUGUAUUAUCUUGUUUUUCCCUCUAAUGACGACGUAGACCCAUUAGAGCCUUAUAUUGAAUUGAAGUAUAGGAAUGCAUUGACACAAUUAUUUGCUGCCGAUGGUUUAACAGCGCUUAUCGCGGUUAUGGCAAAUAUUUCAGAAUUUUAUGAACAGCCAUUUCUGCAUCGUGCAGCUUUAACGGGUCGAAGGGGCUUAGCGUUAGUUGCAUUGCUUCUUCCAUGUGUAAAAUUGACUAGAGCACUAUUGGAACGUCUUGUGAAAUGUAUGGCAACAGAUUUUAAAGAUUUGACAGCCGUGGUGCCUCUUCUCGGUGUCUACUCGUUAGUCGAAGCUAUUCCUCCUGUUAGAAUUGUUCAGAGUCUCUCUGAGGAAAUAGUAGCAACACUUUUAGUAUUUACACAAGCUGUAGAUUCAGAUGGAUCGGGGAAUGUAGCGAAAUCAUUAUGGACGCAAAUGUUAGGGGAAGUUUUAAAAAUGGUUUCUCUUAGUCCAUGUAAUUUCAUUCCUGGCUUGAAACUUUUAACAAGAUUAUUGCCACCUGUUUUGACUCUGAAGGAAACAAUAACUGAAGAUGCUGCUAGAGUGUUAGGACUUAGGAAAUUGUGGUCUGCCCAUUUACAGGCUCAAGCUAAUAACUUAACUGAAACGUUACGACUACUUUGUGCUAGUUGGAAUAAAGAUGUGUUAGUUCUUCUUUCAAAAGUAUGUAUGCAAUUAAGUGAUUUAGCAGCACCUACUGCGUUACUAGUAGGAAGAUGUAUGUUGGAUGGUAUAAUAGCUGCAACUCCCCUUGAAAACAAUGUUUUAAUUCUUGCAUUACUCAGCGAACUUGCAAGACAUGCACCUAUGAAGGCUACACUGUUAACUUUAACUAGUCCUGCGUCACGAGCGCAAGUGAAAUCCGACCAAAAAUAUCCACCUGUUAUUGAAAUGAUGUGCACAGCACUUAAAAAUACAAGUGACAUUAGAAUGCAAUAUGAAAUCCUUGAUAUUUUCGAAACAUUGUGUGACUGUACACUGAGUUUAAUGCAAGAAGAUGUGAGUGAACCUUUAGAAAAAAGAUUAACGCAUUCAGUGCCAAGUAAAGAACCGCUUUUAUCGAUUCUAGCAGCGCUCAUUGACAUAUUAGCGACUAGUACGAAAUUUGAAUCCGAGGUACUAAAAAGUACUCUUCGUAUACUUCUAUCACUUAGUAGUCAUAACUAUGGCUUAUAUCAUGUAAAAAGCUGUUUAGAGAAUAAUCCUGAUGCAUUACGAUCGUUACUAGAGCACAUAUCUGCGUUAGAAGAUCCUGAGGCUCAACCUGUUGUGGAAUUCACUGUAAUGUUCUUAGAAAAUUUAACUGCAUCUGAGUCACAAGAAAGGUCUUUGUAUCUACGUGUACAACAACUGGCAUCAUUGAUAUCGUGGGAUAAAAAUGAUCAUCCCCUAGAAAAGAUAAAGAGAGCACAAGAAUUAGUAGAAACUUUUAAAUCUGCUGAAGAUAAAGAAGAGAAAGAACCUAUUCCAGAAAUGUUGGAGCCAUUAUUGCCAACUCCGGAAGCCCUACUAAAUCAAUUUUCUCAACGAUGCCUAGGCACUCCCGAUCCAGUCUCUAAACGACCAAAAAAAUGUACAUUUAUGUCACCGAUUCAAACACUGACUGAAAAUACGAUAGACCUCUUAGCUCUUGCGGGUGAAUUACUUCCCGCUGAUUUCAAUUUAAUGGUAGAGGCUCAAAACUUAUGUUCUAAGGCACCACCUGACGAUGCAACUCAACCGCUACAAUCGAAAUCUCAAAAUGACGAUCAGGAAACUAGAGAUAUUCAGAAAAAAUCAACAUCUCCAGUUUCAAAAGUGAAACAACCAUUCGUUACACCUAUGCGCGGUAGAACACAAUUUACCAACAGUUUAAGAGGUGGUCCAGUUGUGGGAGGCGUAGGUAGAGGCGCAGAUCCAUUUAGAUCGAGACCACCAAACACUUCGCGACCUCCGUCUCUUCAUGUCGAUGAUUUUGUAGCAUUAGAAACAUGUGGAGCACAACCAACAGGACCUACGGGUUACAAUAAACUUAGUAUUCGUGGUACCUGUCCAUCGCGAGCGAUCAACGCAGGAACAAGGAGUAGUAGACCAUGGGCUCAAGAAACUCGACCUCCGUAUCUUCGUUAAAUAAACUUAGAAAGAAGUAGUACUUGUUGUCAAUCAUGCUGAUUUCGCAAUUUA
This is a messenger RNA of Dufourea novaeangliae, 4651 nucleotides long. It is a transcript of the gene vir, whose product is annotated as protein virilizer. The coding region runs from base 125 to 4597 and encodes 1490 amino acids. Gene Ontology annotation, molecular function: RNA binding. The transcript is spliced from 5 exons. Gene Ontology annotation, cellular component: RNA N6-methyladenosine methyltransferase complex. The record is from RefSeq and is a predicted model, not a curated record. Lineage: Eukaryota; Metazoa; Arthropoda; Insecta; Hymenoptera; Halictidae.